GCUUGUAAUAAUAUUACAUCUAUAGACAUACACAUAAAACCCUCAAAACACAAGUUGUGUGUGUAACUUCGAAGAAAAAUGAAAAACAAAAUGCGCAGCAAAGUCCAUCCUUACAAAUUACAUUCCCAUAUCUCCGACGACGUCCUCAGCCUCCUCCCGGCGGCCAUCCUCGCCGUCGUCUCCGCCCUCCCCGCCGACGACCUCGAAGUUCUCCUCUACAUGCUCACAAGGUCCAUCAAAUCCACUACCACCACCACCACCCCUCAGUGCUGCCGCGCCGCCACCACCUCGCCGCCGCUCUCCCACUUCGACUGCGACUGCUUCCACUGCUACACCGCCUUCUGGCUCCGCUGGGACUCCUCCCCCAACCGCCACCUCAUCCACCGCGCCAUUGACGCCGUCGAGGACCGCACCCACCACUCCAACCGAACCAAGACCCGCCGGAAGGACAAAAUACCUCGCCGGAAAACCGCCAGUGCACCUUCCGGAGAGGCUCUUCAUCCACCGGCGACGGAAUCUCCGGCGACUCGAGAAGACGCCGCUGCGUCGGAGAAAGAGAAGAAAGAUCCCGACUUUAAGGAAGUAGAGCGCACGGCGGAGGUUCAACUCGCCCCGGCGGCGCCGCCGUCUAGGCAUAAGGCGUUGGCCAGGAAGGUGUUGCCGGACGUCAUUGGAAUAUUCAGUUCGCCUUUGUGGAGCCUUUGGAGUCCGAAAGUAACUGUCCGUGCUGGUAUGUCAAUAGCGAGGGGACAGUAUUAACGAAGGAAAGCAUCGACAAUAUCAUGAAUGGAAGAGCAGCUUGAAGCUGCCUCUUCAAUUUCACCUUUAAUUCAAACAAAGUACUCCAUCGUUGUUUAAGAACAAAAGCUACGGCUUGUGCUCCGUCCCCGGCUCCAAUCAGAAGCGAAACCAAGAGAUA
Molecule: messenger RNA, 919 nt
Organism: Andrographis paniculata
Lineage: Eukaryota; Viridiplantae; Streptophyta; Magnoliopsida; Lamiales; Acanthaceae
Exons: 2
Coding region: 79-759 (226 amino acids)
Source: RefSeq, a predicted model, not a curated record